Molecule: messenger RNA, 905 nt
Organism: Bradysia coprophila
Lineage: Eukaryota; Metazoa; Arthropoda; Insecta; Diptera; Sciaridae
Source: RefSeq, a predicted model, not a curated record
GGAGACAAAUUAGUGUAAUUUACACAGUUGAAGUGUUCAUCUCAUCUUUCACUUCCAACAAAAAGAACGUAAGGUUUAGUCAUUUACUAAACAAUACCAUCAUUCGACUUCAAACUUUGGUCUUGGUAACAUCAACUUUUGCUGGCUCCUGGUUAUACGUGAACUUGAAGUGUGGCUAUCAACAUGAUGAAGGUGUUUCUAGUUGUCGUUCUGGUGGUUCUUAUCGGCGCUGUUGUUGAUGCGGGCUCCCAACUGGAGCUGGUUCGUCGAGACAAUACAAAUCCGAUCUAUACCGACGGCCCAUACUGUAUUCAUGCCACGGGUGGUGGCUAUUGGUAUUCUGGUUAUACAGCCACUGCUGUACCGUGCUCGCCUACUACAUCAACCUAUUUCGUCCUUAGUACUGAGGGCUACGUGCUGUUCGACACGGAAAAUAACAUGAUAUUGACUCAAAACGUGUGUAAUAGGCUCGAUGAUUGUGAUACACAGCCCUUCCUUCUCAGCGAAGACAUCACUGGAAUUGGUGGUUAUAUUGGCACCGAAGUCAUUUUGGUUCAAGAACCUGGCAACGCCAACAAUUGGUAUUUGAAGAUCGAUGAUGUAAUGAAGAAAGUCUGCGCUGCUAACAAAUACCCUAUCGUCCUUUCAUUGUACCCUAAAGACGGUGACUGCCCGACGGGAUAUGUCGAAGCGGCCGUGGCAUGGCGCACUGAUGCUGGUUUACGCGAGUAUUAGUCCAGCCCCUUGUGUUAAUGAAAGUCGGCUCGCUCGCUUUAAGUUUUUUGAAUUUUUUCUUUAGCUCAAUAACAUGGAGCAUGAAAAACUGUGGAACUAAUUUUUUUUUCUGGAAAAUGGAAAAUCGCUUUUCCGGCCGGAAAAGCGGUUUAUAUGAAAAAAUUAAAAUU